Chilo suppressalis (striped riceborer) is the source of this 1323-nucleotide messenger RNA. NCBI's taxonomy places the organism in Eukaryota, Metazoa, Arthropoda, Insecta, Lepidoptera, Crambidae. The record is from the annotation of a GenBank genome assembly.
AUGCCAACGCUGAGGUCCCCCACUAGGAGGAGAUCAGUGGAUGACGAGGGUGCCGCAGUGUCAUCUGAUGCGGACCGUGCGACGCUGGAGACCGCGGUUGCUGUGGCCCCUGAGGGGGACCAAAGAAUGGAGCUUGAACAGUCACCUAGCGUGAGCAUACUUACAGAACUCACUCAGUCCCAGCCUCCCCCCGUGCCUGCUGGCUACGAAAACCAGUUUCAGGAAUACGCAGCCGGUAUUGUGGAUCAUGUGAAGAAAAUUAUUGGCCAAUUGGACCACAAGAAAUCGGGAUCCACCAGUGUUACAAAAUCCCAGAAGAUGGAGGCCUUAAGCCACUGCCAGAGCAUCAUCUCGCUCUGCGCGGGGCUCACUAAGGAGGCGUCUUCGCGGUCCGCUCCAUUAUCACCACCUCCACCGACUUCACCGCCCUCUCACCAGGCUGGAAACGCUGACUCCCUGGCCAUGGCCGAGUUGGCUCUGAUAAAAAAGGACAUAAGGGAGAUUAAGGACAAACUCUCCUCCGGCGGGGCCCCUACCCGGACGACGUACGCGCACAUGGCGUCCACGAGUGGAAAGGGCAUACCACCUGCGGCCCCUACCCCCGUUAACACCAUCAAGACGGCUCGUCCGGCCCUUAUCCUUACCUGUGAUGCUACUAACAACACCACCCCCCGAGAAGCUGCCACCAAGGUGUUAAGAAAGGUCAUCAACUGCAAUGAAACCGGAUAUACGGUGGCCAGACUUACCCAGCUGUCCAAGGGAAAGACAAAGGUCGAGUUCGACAAACCGGAACACAGGGAGGACGCGCUUCGCCGCUUCAAGCAGGCAUCCCCCUCCUUGGGAGCGAGAGCCGAGCCCGAGAAGAGAAUCUCCGCGAUGGUGAUACUCAAGGGUAUCUCCAAAGAGGUUAAGAAGGAAGAGCUAAUGGAGCACAUUAUUAGACAGAAUCCGGAGCUCGGAGGAUGCGGAGCAGAGGAAAUCAGCAUUAAGUUCAUUCGAAACAACCGGAACACGGCGCUGUACAAUGCAGUCCUUACCACCUCCCCCCGCGCAUGGACGGUGCUGACGCGGAUGGGAAGGGUGCGCGUGGAAUUCCAGCGCGUGCACGUUGAAAACUUCUCCCCAUUUCUACAGUGCAGGAGAUGCCAGCAAUUCGGCCACACGCAGACGAGGUGUGAGCGUCCGGAGUUGUGCUCGCAUUGCUCAAGAGGGGACCACACUGCGCAAGCCUGCCCCACCGCGGCCGCGCCUCCUACCUGCGGGAAUUGCGUCAGCUUCAACGCGAGGAAUCCAUAUCCCUGUCCAAAAUGUAUAUAUAGGUAA